Messenger RNA from Spizellomyces punctatus DAOM BR117, 1302 nucleotides. RefSeq lists its product as uncharacterized. NCBI's taxonomy places the organism in Eukaryota, Fungi, Chytridiomycota, Chytridiomycetes, Spizellomycetales, Spizellomycetaceae. The record is from RefSeq and is a predicted model, not a curated record. Bases 211 to 1212 code for a protein of 333 amino acids. The transcript has a single exon.
GCGGAUAUGAAUUUGGUUAUAUUGAACGAGAAAGACGAGGCCGAGCUUGUGAAAGCGGUGGCCAAUUUAAGAUGCGUGGUAGAAGUUCUUCAAAGUAGCUGGAGCCAAUGGAAUAACCAACGCACGUUGUAUGUGGUGGAGAGGAUCUCAUGACUCAACUCCCAGCCCAGACCUCGCAGUAUUGAUUCGGCAUGGUCCCGAGCUUGGAUUAUGCAGGAGAUCUUGCUCGGAAGACACCGUAUACUGUGGAGUGGACAGGAAAACUGGACUACUCCGUAUGGUAGUGAGCACCCUACAGUUGGCCGCGUAUAUCAAGGAUUUUAUGGAUGCUGCUUUGCUGUGGGUGCCGCGGGAGUAUAUAUCCUCUCUGGUAGAACACCCUUCCUGACGGACUACGAUCGCAGACCUGGUUUGAGCGAAAUAACGUAUUACUUCAUGUAUCUAAACAAAGAUCGGAUCACUGAGGCGACAGCGUACGUCUAUUGCUCACUUCGUGAUGAACUUAAAAAGAGGGCCUUGGAUCUCUGGAGGCGACAGGAUUAUUUCGCCAAAGACCGACUAAAUUUGUUGAGCGCGCAUCUGGGAUCGUAUUAUCUGAAAGUCGGAGAAACGCGGCGAAAAGACAUCGUAAAAGAGCAAUCACGCGGGAAGGGCAUCAGUGCAUUUGAGCAACUGUGCAGAAUCCUCCGUGCCUUGCAAGAGGAAUGUGGGGUUGUGAGACUGUCCAGAAAGCAUGCGGCAUCUUUAACGGGGGAGUUCAAGAAUUUGGGUGGCCCGUGCUGGGACGGGGUGUUUGAUUUUGUUCCGAUCUACGGAUCUAAGACAGAGGAGAAAGUGCCAAAAGUUGUAUCCAGUGCAGCGUCCAGGAAUCUCUUCAAGCGCGAGCUUUUCACUUUUACCACCUUGGAUGGGGUGCGCCACAUGACUGCAAAGACCAUAAUACUUCCUGAGUACCGUUGCAGAUUCGGACGAGGGUGGGAGACAGAGUACGAAGAAAACAACAGCAUACACGUCCAAGUCGUCAUCUCGGCCGAUGGCCUAGAAGUCCAAACAAAAACGGAUGUAGACACGGCGAGGUUAUUGAUGAAUGAAAAGCCAAUUCUCCUGGUGCACGAGCUUGUCAUUCUUGCUACUUUCCGCGGGAAAGAACCCACGCGACAUAUCGAUUAUAUGUGGGGUCCAAUAUGGCAGUGGAUGGGAAUGGGUCGAUGACGGAAUGCUCGUGGGCAGGUGGUGGAUAAUGGUGGAUGUAGGUGUAUUCAGUGAAUUUACCGUACAACCUUGUUGCUUAUAGGAUAUUCG